Anisakis simplex (herring worm) is the source of this 2802-nucleotide messenger RNA. The record is from the annotation of a GenBank genome assembly. NCBI's taxonomy places the organism in Eukaryota, Metazoa, Nematoda, Chromadorea, Rhabditida, Anisakidae.
AUGAAUGUGAUUCGAAAACGAUGUGGUGGUAAUGAGGGGUUGAAAAAGUUUAUCGAUGCAGUCAAAUUACAUCCAACAGUUUGGAUGCAUUCGAUUGAUAAGGAUGCUGAUUUGGAUGCUGGAUCAGUUGAUUGGUGGAACUCGUUUGAAGAAAUUAUCGAUAAACUUGGAUGGCGUCAUAAAGUUAGUGUGGAGAGUGCAAGGCUGGCUUGGAAACAAUUGCGAAUGCAAUAUAGCAAAGAGAGACGGGAUCGAUUAGCUGAUAAGAUGAUCGAUUGUAACGGAAGUGAUUCGAAGUGGGAAAUUUUUGAGCGAAUGACUUUUAUGGAUCGAGUUAUUGUUGGAAUAUUAGUGUACCAAUAUAUCUUGCUUAUGAAGGAAACAUGGAUAUACUGGGUAAUGGAUAUAGCCGAACUGGGUCUUCAUUUCUUAGCUUUGUAUCGUUACAGGGAAAACGGUGGAGAAGAGAUGAAUAACCGAAAGAACGGCGGCACUGAAACAAAAUCACAUGCUACUGCAUGCUGUUCAAGUAGCCAGGAUACUGGUGUUGAUAGUGGUAAGAACAGCGAUAACGGGAGUGAGGGUGAUUGCAAUACGGGUAGUAACAGUAAGUCGUCGUCUUCGAAAGGUGUUGCUCCAUCGCGGAAACGUAAAUUAUCGCAGUCGCAGUCCUCAUCAGUAUUAGCAGUUGAUAAGAGUUCGAAAAGUGAGCAUGGUGAUGAUGAAUCGCUGAACAGUGCCUUAGAAGCAGUCACGGAAUUGGCGGUGAAAAGAGAGAUGAAGAAACUCGGUGAGACUGAUGCAACGCAGCCACUAAAGUUGCCGUCAUUCGUUAAAUCGCAAAGCAGUAAUAGCAACAGCAGCAAUAAGAUUAACUCUCCUGCAUCGUUAGCGUCUCAGAAAUCACCACGAAUUGUGCGUCUUUCAAUGAAAGCACUCGAAUCAUUGUCAAGCGCUAAAAGAGGUGAUCGAGGAGCGUUUGGUACAAAUUACAAAUUUAUCAAAACAGCAGCCACGGUUUCAAAUGGAACGGCGACAACCAGUCAAAAAUACGAACCAUCAAAGUUUAUUGUGGAUGGGAAAAGUGGAACAACGAAAAUAUUCAAAGUGAUUAAAACGAAUUCUGCGACUGGUAAUGUGGCAUCAGUCGUCAAAAAGACAGUGCAAUCAGACUCGAACACUUCAUCAGUGACCACAUCAACAAGUGUGCCGAGAACAAAAACAAUCGAAGAGACUCUCACGAAUCUGGUUGCACACGCGCCGUCCGUAUCCGAAAUUGAUGGUUCUGUGAUAACAACAUCCAAUAAUCGAUCAUAUGAUGAAGUGAUCAUUCCGUCAUUAUCAUCCGCACCAUCCGAUAGUAAAUCAGUAUUGAAUAAUGCAUCGCAUCCGAGUUGUUUUCCAUCCAAAACUGUUGCUCAGCAACAAGUUGCAAAAGAGCAGUCUUCUGCUGUUGUUGAACAGGAGAGCAAAAAAGCAAAAACAUUGAUCAAAGAAGAGCAUGCGAGCUGCUCACUUCCAUCCACCUCUGCCUCAACUCAUUCAAAAUCAGCCGGCGAUUCAAGUGACACUCAACCGGCCACCCUCAUGAGUGUUUUACAGCAAUGUUUGGGGACAAGUAUUGAUAUGAAAGAAAUGGAGUUAAUGCAGCCGUCCUCUUCAAACGAUCUGUUUCCUGCGAUAUCUUCUUCACCGUUGCGUAUCCCUUCAUCAAAUGAUGUGAUCACCGGAGCGUCGCGGACCCCUCCGAUAGUGAUUCGUCCUCGUGCAGUGAGUGCAACCGCUCAAGUGACCGUUAAAAGCAAUCAGCCACCGUCAUUACAGUCCUCACCGUCACAUCCUGGAAUCACAGUGACCAGUAGCAGUGCAUCCACUUCUGCCACAACUUCUAAAGCAAGCAUUUCAACGACAACAACACCACUUACACUCAAUAAUUGUCAAUAUGGUCGUUUGGCGACAUUGGUGCGUGUAACAUCGGGUAAUGGGUCAACAUUCAAGCUGAUUCGAGCACCACCAAAAUUGGUACCCUCACCCUGUUCGUUCAAUGGCCGCGUCAUAAAAGCGUCGACGUCGAAAGCAGUUGAUGGUGUCAAUAAUAGCGGUCUUGAUAAGAGUAGCAGCAGCAAUAAUAAAAAUGUUAAUGACAAUAGGAAGCAAAGCAAUGAAGAUGACUCGUCGUCGCCAUCAUCAAAAGCGAUUAAAAAAGUGAAUCAAGCUGUACUGAGGAACAAGUGUGCGAGUGCAAGUUCAAAUAAUAUCACCACUGAACGAAGCGAUGAUUCACCAAGCAGACCAUUGUUAAAAGCGAUCAAUGUUGUCGGAUCAAAUCAGCAGUCAGCAAUUAAUGAUAGCGUUGCUAACAGCGAUAAUGAUAAGAGAGGUACCGAAGCAAGUCGUGAUUCAUCGCCAGAUUGCGCACCACCUUCUCUGUCGACUAGGUUCACGCCUGCGCCAAAGCAGCCCGAUCCAACUUUAACAUAUUUGCAUAAAGCAGUGAUACGUUCGUUAUUACUAUUUCAAGGACCGUUUUUCACAAUCGGAGAUUUUCGUUUAAGAGGACCAGCCGUCGUGAGGACGGUCGAUGAUGAUAAAUUGAAAGAGUGUUUAGUGAGAUUGUUGGAUGAUGGCUUAUUGCGACGCAUUGAUGAUCAUUUGGAUUUAACGGAUCCUGAGGCUGCGUUCGAAAAGGAGCGAAUUAAGGCCAAAUUGAUCAAAUUAUCCGAUUAUGGCAUCACAAAACAGCAGUAUGCAACCGCUUUAGAACGAAUCGUCGAAACAGCUGGACUUUUUCUCAAAAAAUAA